This is a messenger RNA of Nerophis lumbriciformis (worm pipefish), 2607 nucleotides long. The record is from RefSeq and is a predicted model, not a curated record. Lineage: Eukaryota; Metazoa; Chordata; Actinopteri; Syngnathiformes; Syngnathidae.
AUGUACGCCGGACGCAAGAGAAGAAAACCGCUCCAGAAAGGAACCAAAUUGACACCAACUGAAGGAGACAAGUCUAACCCAUCUAAACGGCACCGUGACCGUCUUAACUCGGAGCUGGACAGGCUGGCCGGCUUGCUGCCCUUCCCUGAGGAUGUCAUCUCCAGUCUGGACAAACUGUCCAUUUUGAGGCUUAGUGUCAGCUACAUCCGCACCAAAAGAUUCUUAUCAGUGGCGUUGAAAAAACAUCCCUCUAAUGGCAUGAGCCAAAUCACUGACCACCAUGACUGUAAAGUCCCAGAACAGACAGCACGAUGUGUGCCAGAAGGGGAACUGCUACUUGAGGCUCUGAGUGGAUUUGUUUUGGUGAUCACAGCUGAAGGAAUCAUUUUUUACUGCUCUCAUACAAUCCAGGAUUACCUUGGCUUCCAUCAGACAGACGUGAUGAACCACAGCGUGUUGGAGUUGAUCCACACAGAAGACCAGGAAGAGUUCAAGAGGAACCUGGACUGGGCACUAAAGCCUUCCAUUGACCUUGGAUCCCAUUUGGACAUCACAGCAGUAGAUGGAGAGUCCGCUUCCUCCUACUAUAUGAGGUUCAACCCGGAUGAGCUUCCUCCUGAAAACUCGUCCUUCUUGGAGAGAUGUUUUGUGUGUCGUUUUCGCUGCCUACUAGACAAUUCUUCCGGCUUUUUGGCAUUGAGCAUUCAAGGUCGGCUGAAAUUCCUCCACGUGCAGAGUGAACUGCAGUGUGCCAAUAUACCAGGUGCCCCACUUCAGCUCGCUUUGUUUGCCGUCGCCACUCCUCUGCAGUCGCCAGCUAUCCUGGAAAUCAGGACAAAGAACAUGAUCUUCAGAACCAAACAUAAGCUUGACUUCACUCCAAUGGCUUGUGAUGCAAAGGGUAAAAUAGUACUGGGUUACACUGAGGCAGAGCUACGUGUCCGAGGGUCGGGAUACCAGUUCAUCCAUGCUGCCGACAUGUUGCAUUGUGCUGAAAAUCAUGUCAGAAUGAUAAAAACUGGUGAGAGCGGCCUUACAGUCUUCCGGUUACUCACCAAGGACAACAGGUGGAAGUGGGUCCAAGCCAACGCCCGCCUUGUUUACAAGAAUGGCAAACCGGACUACAUUAUUGCCACACAGAGGCCUCUGGUGGAUGAGGAAGGAGGGGAACACCUGAGGAAACGUGCCAUGCACCUUCCCUUCACCUUCGCAACUGGUGAGGCACUUCUCUACCAGACUGGUAACCUGCUUUAUGGCUUUCCAGAACCUCUCACAGACAAAGCCAAAGGCAAGAAGGGAAUCAUGGAAAAGAAGUUCUCAGAGGAUGGACAUCCAAAGUCCUUACUGGAAGCGCUGAUGAGCCAAGAUCAGUCUGUUUAUGUCUGUCAACCAGAUUCAGAGGCUCACAUGUCCUGCCCUUGCAGUACUUUUGGCAAACAGCAAGGUGAGACUGCUGGAUUCGGAAAUGGCUCGCAAAUGAUGGCAAUAUGCAACAGUGAAAAGUCUAUGUGUGACCCACUGUUAACCACCCUGGACUCUCUGUCUCUGGACGGAGAGGAAACAUGCUCCAACAGUGAACUCCUCAGUGCUUUGGAGAACCUCGGUCUCAAUGCUGAGGACCUGGAAGUUUUGCUGUUGGAUGAAAAGAUGAUCGCUGUAGAAAUGGAUUCUAGACAUAUCGCAACACUCUGCGAGCUCACUAACAAUGAUAUCCUCUCAGAAAUUCAUGAUUCAUUUGAGAGUUUGUCAAAUAGAGAAGAACACAAUGACUUUGUUGGGUUUGGACUUUAUGACUUUUCUUCAUACUCUGCUCAAAGUGGCAUCCAACAGGUGCAAGCACACUGUGUACCCACUACCCCCGCCACUCCGUCCUUCAGCGGGCAAGCGCAGCAGCUGCCCAGCAGUACAGGUGGGCUUCGGUUCCUCUCUGGAAGUGUAGACAGCAAUAUCCUUUCUGGAAACAACCACUGGAUGCUUAUGACAGAGAAAGACCACCACCAUGACAACCAUACCCCCCGCCAUUCUUUUGUCAAUGAGGAGAACAAAAACACUAUGUCAACAUUGAACUCAAGUGAGCAUUGGCAGGAAGAGCAGAUGGAAAACAGUCUUACUUUGUUACCAAACUUCCAGAACCUGGACAGUACCUUUACACCUAGUAAACAUACUGCUUUUCUUCAAGAUGUUGACAAUAUCAUAUCAAACACAGCACAUGCGGGUGGCCAAGUUCUAAACGGCACGAAUCUUUGUCCCUAUGAUCAUUUGUUGGACAAUGUGGAGCCAGCCCCACUAGAGGAUCAGCAAUCUCACAAGCUCCAGAAUCUCCCACUCUACACAUCUUUGGCUCCUUCACAGACCGCUGCUUUGGAGCUGGAGCAAUUGGUGACUCUGGCGCAACCUUCGGUCGAGGCCUAUAGUCUGUUCAAUACCAGUAACACCACACAAGGUGCCCACAACCAGCUGGAGAAUGGUUGCCUGCUCAACGUUGCCAAUGCUACCUUCAUCCGGACGUGUCUCAUGUCCAAUGGAAAAAGAGAAGUGGCAGGCAAUAUACAAAUCUCGUGCACUGAUGGACUCCCAGACACUCAAAAGUCAGGAUUUAUCAUCUGA